Colletotrichum fioriniae is the source of this 1008-nucleotide messenger RNA. The record is from RefSeq and is a predicted model, not a curated record. NCBI's taxonomy places the organism in Eukaryota, Fungi, Ascomycota, Sordariomycetes, Glomerellales, Glomerellaceae.
AUGCCAUUCACAAAAUUCGCCGAGCUCCCUGCCGAGCUCCGCCUCAAAAUCUGGGAUGAAGCAACAGCCGGACCGUCAAUACACAUCUUUGAUGUCUGUUUCCCGUCCUGGCGCGGCACUGAUCGAAGCAGCCGGGCUUUCCAAUCCGCAGACGGCAGAAUUAUAGAAGAUAACUACGCUAGAUGGACAAAGUACAGAGAGAUGCGACUAGUGUGCUCUGAAGCCUCGGCGGCUGUGGAGAGGCGGUUGAGGGGGAGGAAUACGAACUCAGUCUACCUCCCCGGUCGAAACCAGAGGAUACAUUACGACAACGAAGAAGACGUGCUGCUGUUGCGGUUCGGAGACGGCGGUGCCCUCACAGACCUCAGCCACGGAGUCUUAUUUGGCGAAUAUGAGGCGUCGGGAGUGAACAGCUUGACCGAGGUGCUCGAAGGGCCAUGGAGCGCCGAGAUCGCGGAGACGUUACGUGAUGCGCGACUCAUCGCUUUGGAUAUUGCGGAGACGUGGACGCCGGCAACGGUUGGGGCGGUACUGUUCGAAGAGGUGGCGUAUCUGGCGUGUUGUAUACAACGGGGACUCCGAGUGCUGUAUCUGGUUGACCACUGCCACGGCCGAUGUGUCCGGUGCAAGAAGCAGGACAUCACGAGAUCUCGGCUCCAGACCCGCGGCGAUCUACAUGACCAGCUCCACAGUCGACACAAAGAUGCGGCUAGAUCGCGGACAGCGGACGUGAUCCACGGCGUGGGGAAGACGUACCGGGAGGUGUUCGAUUUGGAGGGCAUGGGUUGGUCUGACGAGCACCCGAUCUACGUGUUUGCGAGGGUCAUGGACGAGAUGAUUAGGAGCCAGCAGGCAGACGCGGAUACGCAGGACUUUGAAGGAAUCAGGGUGUUGCUGGUGGAAGACGAUGAGUUGGAGGGCGUGGACACCACGACUAUGAUGGACUGUUAUCCGGACGGCCGUUCGGAGGAAGUAACCAAUGAGGAUAUGAACAUGAGCUUGCGGUAG